UUUUAACUGAAAACUUUGGUAUUUACAUAAGUAAUGUCAGUUUCUAAAUACCAGAAUUGAUGUUAUCAUCUUGAGAAUAUCUCAGUCUUGUGCUGUUGACAUUCCAUGGUCUUUCAGUAAAUUUAAUUAUCUUCGUUUGUUCAGACAUAACAAACACAAUUGAUAAUAGUGUUCAGUUAUACAUGUAUUAUCGUUUAUUGUAGGCAAAGUUAUUAUAAACAAUUAAGUCAAUAUUAAUCAUUUAUAUGUUUUUAUACUUUAUAAUCAAUUGGAAGUAAAGUUUUAUCUCUUUUUUAUAAGGAAUCCGCCUAUGAAAGAAAAAAAACAACGUUAUGCUGCUUUAGUUCCGAGCAAAUUUGAGCCAACAUUUAGGAGCAACACUUCAUUACAGCAGUUUAUGGCAUUGCAUAAUGAUGAAGAACCAGGCAACUCUAAUUGCGGGAGAGAAUUAUAUGUUAGAUCAAGUGAAACAACACGUUUCCAAUUAGCCCAUUGUCCCUACUGUUCUUUGUAUACUAGAAAUGAAAUAUCCGAUCGUCAUGAAACGCUCACUUCGGUUCAAUCAAACGAAUCCUAUAGAGAGCAAAAUAAAAAACGAAAGAAAGAUCAGUCACAAACUCAGCAGUCUAAACGGAGUAUAACAGAAAAAUAUAUCAUUGAAAAUGCAAAACAAAAUCUACAUUUAGACAUCAUGCCAAUUCGUCAAAAUGACUAUGACAUGUUCAUGAAUUUUGUUAUAGAACUUAUAGCAAACGAAUGUCAGGUUGCGGAAAGUACAGUAUGGUCGGUCACACUAGCAGGGUUUUGUGAAGCUCACGAAGUAAACAACAAAGAAAAGGAAACGUUGUUUGUUAUAAAUUGUGAAAGGAUUAAUCUUUGUCUAAUAAAAGAAACAUUUGAAGAAUUAACUUUUUAUGGAAACAUUGCACGGCCAAAACUCCUAAAAUAUCUGAAAGAAAGGAAUCCUGAAUAUGAUUCUACCACUUCAGAAACGUUUAUGUUCAUAAACUUCAACGGGACACCGUUAUUUGAACGUUGGGAAGAUAAAGAUGACCAAAAUGAAAGCAACAUUACUACAAAAGAGAAAGAUACCAAGCAGCGUUCCAAAGUUAAAAGUUCAACUGGUUCUUCUAUCAAAGUACGUCCAUACAUGAAGGAAUCUGAGGAAAACAUAGACGAAUACAAACCCAGACGGCAACAAAACUCAUCCGACCAGCCUUCUGAAAGUGAGCAAAUCAAUAGAUGUUUCAGUAAAACCAGCACAUUUGAUACAAAGGAAAAUGAACCUAUAGAAGAAGAAAGAGCAUCAAAAAGCGCUUCAAAUCAUGAAAAAGAAAUCAGCAACAAAGCAGAGGACGAACAAGAAAUAGUUAAAAGUCAGAUGAACGAUAUCAAAAAGAAGGAAAUCGAAUCUUUGGAAGUAGAUAUGGAAACGGAGACAGAAAGCAUCACAGGAUGGUUGUCCCAUAAAUUCUGUGAAAUUUCUUAACCCAUAAUAUAUUUCUGAUUUCUAAAGGUAUUUCAUUUCAAGCUAAUAUUGUUUCCUUCUGCUUCUUUAUAAAAAAAACAACAACAAAAAACAAAACCAAAAAAAACAAAAACACGAUAUUAUAGCACAAAUUCACUUGUUUGCCAUUGAUCAUUUCUGUUACGGACAUAUAUAUUGUUGUUUUACUUUAUGUUAAAGUCGUAAAGACUUAAUGUGUGUUUCAUUCCAGGGUAUGUGUUUAACCUAACGUUUAUGCAACAUUGAAGUACAUACGAGGGUUGUCCAAAAAAUUCGUGCACUGCAGUUAUUGUCGUGAGAGUUAUUAAUAAAAACAUGAAUUAUAUAUAACUUGAAGGGGAAAUCUGUCUCAUAUAAGAAAACAUAAGAAAAAGCCGUGUAACCGGCGUGUCGUGAAAAAGAAUUGUCAUUAAGUUACCUUGGUAACGCAAUACCGGCGCACGACAAAAAAAUGGGUUAGUUCAUUACUGUAAUUGUAUUAAUUUUUUGUCGCUUGUAGAGUGGCAUUUGCUUUUUAUGUCAUAAUUUGUUUUAUUGUCAAUAGAGGAAUGAUUGAUGCAAAGUAUUUUUUUUUGUUCUAAUGCAGCGUACAUGUUACAUAUUCCACCAGUGCACAAGUAUAUUGGACAACCCUCAUCAAAUGCGCCCGCAUUACGGACGAUAGCCUGACCGGUUGUCAUCAUCUACCACCUCUCGCCCCUCUACAGAGCAUUUUUGCCAUUAAAAAACCAGCCUUCCUUAUACUGAACUUGUCACCCUUGCCCUUUUAAAUUCUUUGUAGGCAUCUGUCGGUGUUUUACCAAUAUUUGCCCAAAAGUUAAUGAUCUUCCGUAUUUCCAGACGUUUAGUGACUUAAGAUUUCACAUAAUUACAGUAUUGACGACCACACAGAAAUGUUUGUUUACGACCGUUAUAAUAGGGCAAAUGACGUCAUAUUUUCUAUUGCUGUCAGGAAUACGUACACACACUUUUCCCUGAAUUUUUAUAUUCAUGUGCAGUGUUUAAAGAAUACUGUGAUGCAUCAAAGUCAUGAACUAACCCAAUUUUUUGUCGUGCUCCGGUAUUACGUUACCAAGAUAACUGUAUUACGAUUUGUAUUCACGACACUCCAGUUACACGGCUUUUUCUUUUGUUUUCUUAUUUGAGACAGAUUUCCCCUUGAAAAAUAUAUAAUUCAUAUUUUUCUAUUAAUAACUCUCACGGCAAUAACUGCAGUUCACGAAUUUUUUGGACAACCCUCGUAUACAUAAAGAUUAUAAUACUGUGAGUAAAUUCUUUUCAAAUUACAGGAACUAUUACAUUAUUUUUAAAGAAGCACGUCUCCAGAUUCAUGCUAAUUUUCAUGAAUUUUUUUAAAAUAUAUUUGAAUGUAUAAUAUUGUAAAAUAAUCAAAAGGAAGCAAUUUACAGAUUAUCAAUGGCACUUACAACCCACUAAAAUUACCAAAAAGUGGUCAAAAUAUGCAUUAAAAGCCCUUCCUUCAUUAGUAACGCAGUAGAAAUAUAGUUGUAAAUACUGUAAAAUCAGUCAUUAAUCGCACAUAACACGUAUAAUAUAACUUGAAUCUUUAACAAUUUUUCUUUUUUCAUAAAUCUUUGUACAUAUAUCUUAAGUUUGAUGUUAUUGAAAUAUUGUUUUCUCAUUAGCUUUAGAUGUUAAUUAAGUGAAUUGCGUAGCGUUUGUUCUUGACUAUGCUUUGUUGUCCUAUAUAUGUUGUUUAAAUAAAAUGUUAGUCAUUUUUACACUAAAGACAAACAAUUUUCACAAUGUUGCAAACAAACGAUUGAAGAACGGUUUUUGUUUGUUUACUGUCCAUGUAAAUCUCGAGUUAACUUCUUCUUUGUAAUAGUUGACUUUGUUAUGUUUCAUUACAAAGAGACAUUGUAUCAUAGUUUGGGGACCUUUCUGUUGAAUAUGUUUCAGAUUUAAAUCGUAUACAUAUACAUGCACAGUGCGUUAACUGGAGUGCAGGUAUUAGUUACCCGCACUGCAGAGCAUGCUCAUUGAUUGGUUCAUUUUGUCUGGGGUUUACAUAUUGUGACGACGGGGAAAGGGAAAGCGAUAGAAAUAUCAUAUUCAGAUGCUCGUUUAUUGGUUCCUUUUUUCUGGGGUUUCAUAUUGUUACAUCAGGGAACGUGUUUUUAUUUUUGACUAUGAUACAAAAGAGAAAGAACAUCAAAACACUCUGUAAUCUGAUUUAUACUCGGGAGCUAUGCCCCCUUGUACAAAUCAGAUAGCCUCGUGUUUCGAUGCUCUUUAUAUAGGGUUAAUUAAUCAUUCAUUAAUAUUGAUCCAACAAAAAUAGAUAUUUGUAUAUAGAUAUACUAUUAAGCACAUAUAACCUACAUUUACUAUAAUGAUUGACUUGUCUAUGUGUAAAGUUGUAUUCACAAGUCUGAAGGGUGGGUGGGAAUACGACUUGACACAAUCAAAGGGGGCGAUAUAACAAUUAAAUAUAGCACAUACGUGUAUUUUCUUCUGUUAUUAUAUACCUGCAAAAUAAAU
Molecule: messenger RNA, 4012 nt
Organism: Ruditapes philippinarum (Manila clam)
Lineage: Eukaryota; Metazoa; Mollusca; Bivalvia; Venerida; Veneridae
Exons: 2
Coding region: 311-1489 (392 amino acids)
Source: RefSeq, a predicted model, not a curated record